AUGGAGAUCGAUCGGUGCGCCAUUACGGAAAGACCCAGCACGAUAUUCGAACUCUCGGGAAAUGCUACUAUGACUCCCGGCUCGAUCGACCUCGUUGUUAAAGCUGGGAGCAUCAUCAAAGUCACGGAAUUCUUAGUCAUCGACCGCCCAACAUCGUACAACGCGAUCGUCGGUACUCCAUGGCAGAAUUCCAUGCGAGCGAUCCCUUCGACAUUCCAUCUGUGCCUUAAGUUUCCAACCCCUCGUGGAGUCAAAACUAUACAAGGAAACCGCAGGAUGUCGCAAGUAUGUUCCGCCGCCGAGUUAAAAAGAACGAACUUUGCGAUCGACACUUCCCAUAAAAAGAAAAGAAAGCUGACUCUCGAUAAGAACGCCCCGGAACGAGACUCGGAAGUCUUCUGGCAAUCUCAAAGGGCCGAAGCCCUAGAAGGGAAGCGCGAACCGACUUGCGAACCGGUAAUUUCGAUCUGCCUCGACGAAUCCUCUCCGGAACGAUGCGUCGAGAUUGGAGCCAACCUCUGCGAGCCACUAAAGACAGAGCUCAUCGCAUGUCUCAAAAAGAACCUCAGUGCGUUUGCUUGGGCCGUGGAAGAUAUGCCAGGGAACGAUAUCGGCAUAACGUGUCAUGAGCUUAACAUCGAUCCGACCUAUAAACCUGUCAAACAAAAAAGGCGGAAGCUAGGACCGGAGCGUGCCACUGCGGUAAAUGAGGAAGUCGAAAGACUCCUGAAGGUCGGAUCAAUAACAUAA
Brassica oleracea var. oleracea is the source of this 750-nucleotide messenger RNA. RefSeq lists its product as uncharacterized. The coding region runs from base 1 to 750 and encodes 249 amino acids. The transcript has a single exon. The record is from RefSeq and is a predicted model, not a curated record. Lineage: Eukaryota; Viridiplantae; Streptophyta; Magnoliopsida; Brassicales; Brassicaceae.